Messenger RNA from Talaromyces marneffei, 2100 nucleotides. RefSeq lists its product as uncharacterized. Bases 1 to 2100 code for a protein of 699 amino acids. Gene Ontology annotation, biological process: DNA-templated transcription; regulation of DNA-templated transcription. Gene Ontology annotation, molecular function: DNA-binding transcription factor activity, RNA polymerase II-specific; zinc ion binding; DNA binding. The transcript has 3 exons. The record is from RefSeq and is a predicted model, not a curated record. Lineage: Eukaryota; Fungi; Ascomycota; Eurotiomycetes; Eurotiales; Trichocomaceae.
AUGACCGCAUCAGAUUCCCCUUCCAGUGGGAAUGUUGCUUCUCGACCGAAGCAAAGAAAACCCGCCAACCGGCGCACGCUCAGUUGCUAUCCCUGCAGAAAGCACAAGCUAAAGUGUGACCGCCAGAUUCCUUGUCAGAGCUGCAUCAGAUAUCAGAGAGAAGAUCAAUGCAAGGAAAAUCCGGCGCCAUCUGCUUCGGCGCGCGUUGCGUUGCGACAAUCGCCUCCAAGUAUUGCGCCGGGAUACUUGCCGGAGUCACCUAAUCCAGAAGGCGACUAUAUACUAGAAAUUUUGAGUUCUCCGACAAAAUACUCAAUAGAGCAACUUGUGGAGUUCUGUCAAGCAAGUACUCGUCUGGAUCCGGCGUAUUCGAUGAUGUUUCUCCAAUCACGGUUUACACUGCCCGUCCUGCUACCCCAUUCCUUGCCUAUCUUAAGUGAAACGAGAGGCAAUUCGUCAUCCUCAAUACCUCGCUCUAUUGACUCCAAGUUAUUUUGGAAAUUGCAGUUGACCUCAUUGCUACCACCCCGAAAACUAUGCGACAAGCUUGUGUCGUAUUACAUAGUGAAUAUCGACCUCAUAUAUCACGCCCUUCAUAUCCCCACCUUCCAGCUCCAGUACGAUGGAUUUUGGUCUUUAAACGCUGCUGAGAUUGAUCUCAUAUGGCUGGCACUGCUGCUGACAAUAAUAUCAUUGGCAGCACUCAUGAGCCCCAAGGAAUACAUGGAGAUGUUGGCAAUGGAAAACUCGAUUGGCCGUGACUGGGCCCAUGUCUGGCAUCAAGCAUCUCGCCAGGCGCUGUAUGCUGGUGAAUAUGAGUUGAAGCCGACUUUGACGCAGCUGCAAGUAUUUUUGUGUACUCAGAUAUAUUGGCUGGAGACUAAGCAACAUGAGGUAUUGAAUUCAGCUCUAGGCCAGGCAGUAAGAAAUGCACAAGCCAUCGGGUUGGACAAGAACAGACCUGGCAAAAAUCGCCUUGAUACUGAACUUAGGCGUCGUAUCUGGUGGGAGCUCAUAGUUGAUGAUUGUUACCAAGCUAUGUGUUUGGGUCGUCCACCUUUGAUUCACCCUUCAUCCUCCGAGGUACCAAAGCCGGUUCAUUGUAACGACGUCGAUGUCACCGAAACCUCCAUCACACCACGUCCCAUAGAGGAGAUCACCGACAUGAGUGCUAGCACUGCGCAUAUUGAGGUUUAUAUCAUCUUCCGUCGAAUAUUUGAAGACAAUGGUUCCUAUGCCUCGUCGUACGAAUAUGUUCGGUCAAUCGAUCGCCAGAUUCAAGACGUUGUAUCACGAUUUCCUUGGUACUUUCAAACCAAUAACGAAUUCAAUGUUUGCCACGCGUCAAGCAUGAACGUCAUUACCUGGCAGCACAGUCUACUGCAUAUUGGUAUUUGUCUACAGCGGAUUCGGCUGAACAGGCCUUUCCUUCACGCUCGUAUUGGUGAAUCAUGGAUAGUCUGCGCAAAAGCCGCGCAAGAUAUGUUCGUGCCGUAUCGGCGAAUGCGCGAGAACAACGUAGUUGGAUUUCUGAGAUCGCAGAGAUUUACCUCACUUGAAUACCAGGUCUAUACUGCUGCGGUGGCAGUAGCGGCAUUCUUGUUAGUGGAACGCUCCUUACCUGGAUUAUCUUCACAGUUGAUGAUUCAGGAUAUCCAGAUGGUGAUAUCGGAUUUGGAACAGGUAGAUCUCAGACCCAUGCUGGCUGAUGGAGUCAAGGUGUUGCGAAAGAUGCUUGAUUUAUUUGAGCAGGAUCAGGGCAAAGACUCACUGGCGCGCGCCUCACUAGUGAAAGAAAUUGCGUCUGUUUUUGGUGGAGAAGAGCUUGCAAAGAAAUAUUUGAAGCGGUCUGACGAUGACAUGACCAGCUCUACUCAGGUUACACGCACACCGCAACCACUCACCACAAGAGAGCCGGACUUUGAACGUUCGAUUCCUCCCAGUACCGAGCAUCCGAGCAUUGAAGUCGACAAUUUUUUCAUGACUAUCGAUGAUUUUACGUCUAUGGACUUUGAGGUUGCAUUGGACAUGUUGAGCUUCGAUCAGUGGCUAGACUAUCCGAUACCUGAGGACACAGGUGCACCACUUGAACAGUGGUAA